CGGGGAUUGUUACACAUUCGCGCCGGCCGAGGCAAGUACAGCUGUGCAUUGACCUGAUUAUCAUAUAAAGUCCGCAAAGUGAACACGUUUUAUAUAUGUGUGUAGAUAUUUCGCCAAUUUGCAGAGCCUCCAUUCUAUCACCAUCGGGCGAUCACAGUCAUGGGUCUAUCAUCAUGGUUAGGCUAUGCCACAAACUCGUUCCAUCAUUCGCCGGCUGCAAUUAAGAUACCAUUGCAGGAUGGAACGCAAGAAGGUCUGGAUGACUUUUGCAAGAAUACGACCCCGCCAUGCCGGCUGAACCCGCUCCUUUUCAAUGGACAUCUUCAAACCAUGUGGACAGCAGUCAAGGCUGAGGGACCUCAAAUGCACUACAAACGAAAGAUAUUCCAGUCAGAAGGCACAGAAUUCAUCGGCAGCUUCACUGUUGAUUUUGUCGUUCAUGAGCGUGGCGAGGUGGAUACCACUCUGCCCGCACGAACGACAUAUUUCACGGAAAAAGAGUUUGACAACAUUGGCUCGAGCAAUUCGAAGCCGAUGCUAAUAGCGUUGCAUGGUCUCAGCGGCGGUUCAUAUGAGAUCUAUCUUCGACAGUGUCUAGCACCCCUGGUCGAGAAUCAGGAAUGGGAGGCGUGCGUCGUAAACUCUAGAGGGUGUGCCAUGUCAAAGGUCACAUCCGGAGUUCUAUAUAACGCCCGUGCAACAUGGGACGUUCGUCAAGUAGUCAAGUGGCUGAGGAAAACCUUUCCUAACCGCCCACUGUUUGGCAUAGGCUUCUCACUUGGCGCCAAUAUUAUCACUAAUUACAUCGGUGAGGAGGGCGCGAACUGUGCAUUGAAAGCUGCCGUAGUCUGUUCAAACCCAUGGGAUCUCGACGCCAGCAGUGUCGCUCUGCAGAGAUCGUGGGUCGGGAUGGAGGUAUACUCCAAGACUAUGGGAACUAACAUGAAAGCAUUAAUCGAGCGUCAUGCCGAAGAGGUGUCAAAGUACACGGCGAUUAACCUUGACGCGCUCCGAAAGACAAAAUACCUACACGAGUUCGACCGUGUGAUACAAUGUCCCACAUGGGGCUAUCCUACCGAGAGAGCGUACUACCGUGACGCUUCGUCCUGCGAUUCACUUUUGUCCGUCAGGAUCCCUUUUCUGGCCAUCAACGCGGAAGAUGACCCGAUCGCCGCCAACGAUGCCAUUCCAUACGGUGAAUUCAAACAAAACCCUUUUACUGUUCUUCUGACAACGUCCCUGGGGGGCCAUCUGAGUUGGUUCGAGACUGGAGGCCAGCGCUGGCUCGCCAAGCCUGUCGCCGCAUUUCUCAAUAGAAUGGCAUUUGAGACAGAUCUCAAGGCUGUCGGCGCCCUUUCCUCUACUGCUGAACACUCGAAUAUGGGUAGCGCAUUUGACCCCAUGAGGCGGCGCCUACAUGUUUCUGCUGGCCAGUAGUCCUCUCGAGAGUGCAGUGGUGCAAAUAUAUAGAUCGAUAGAGCUUGGAUAGAUAUAAAAUCAACCAAAAGAGACACGCUUCUUGCCGGGCUUCUCCGUCUUUGCGACUUUCUCAGCAUCCGUGGAGGUGGUGUCCGACUUUCGCUUGCGACUUUUUCGAAUUAAAUCCUUGGUUUCCUCAAGUUUUUCCCGUUUAUGCUGUUGUCGUGCUUCCGCCUCUUGACGUCUGGCUUCACGAAUCUCCUCCAUCUGUCUCGCCUUCAUCAUCUUUGACUCGAUUUGC
Molecule: messenger RNA, 1720 nt
Organism: Pseudovirgaria hyperparasitica
Lineage: Eukaryota; Fungi; Ascomycota; Dothideomycetes; Acrospermales; Acrospermaceae
Product: AB-hydrolase YheT
Exons: 7
Coding region: 160-1437 (425 amino acids)
Biological process (GO): medium-chain fatty acid biosynthetic process; medium-chain fatty acid catabolic process
Molecular function (GO): monoacylglycerol lipase activity; acetylesterase activity
Source: RefSeq, a predicted model, not a curated record